Molecule: messenger RNA, 804 nt
Organism: Fragaria vesca subsp. vesca
Lineage: Eukaryota; Viridiplantae; Streptophyta; Magnoliopsida; Rosales; Rosaceae
Exons: 5
Coding region: 1-804 (267 amino acids)
Biological process (GO): post-transcriptional regulation of gene expression
Cellular component (GO): cytoplasm
Molecular function (GO): mRNA binding
Source: RefSeq, a predicted model, not a curated record
AUGAAGGAGACGUUAGAUAGAUCAGAGCUGCGCAGAAUGCAGAGAGAGCAAGAGCGGGAACGACGCCGUAUCAGGGACCGGCAGAGGAGGCAGUCCAUGACCGUUGAACAGAGAGAACGACAUCUGGCUCGGCGUCGUAGGAACUAUCAGCUCAGAAGACUGAGAGCUGAAAAUGCCAAGGUGGAUUUCCAAUCUAAUCAAGUUAGCAAUGAACAACAACGUGAAGCUGUGAGUGAUGCACCAGAAGUCACUCAGGGUGAAAACAUGAGCUUACAGCCUUUGCAUUACUCCGACUGUUUGGAGGCUGUGGCUUGUAAAGAUUCAAAUUUGAGUGUCAAACGGUUGCGGUUGAGUCAUGUAAGGCGGCUUGCACGAACGGGGAAUCGUUUAGGGAGUGAGGUUAUUGCUGAUCACCUCAUUGUUGGAGAGGAGGUAGCUAAAAGUGAUGCCAAUAAUACAACUUGUGGUUUCCAAACUGGAGAUUUUGAUUCCAGUAGAUUGCCAAAUGGGCUACGUUUGAAUCGUGUUAAGCAGCUUGCACGGGCAAUAAAUUCUGCAACAAAUGAGGCUUCUGUUAACGGUCGCCUAGUAAUGGAAAAAAAUAUGAUGGAUCAGAAUCAUUCCCAGGGAGAAAGUCAUGAGAUUUGUAAUGACAGCUGUAAUUUGGACAAACUAUCGCUUGCAGAGGUGAAGUUGAAGGAUCUAACAUGGCCGUUGAUCUACCACCAGCUCGUAGAUUUCUCACAGAGAUUUGGUAUCACAUUUCAGGAUAAACUCCCAUCAUGGGCUAAUGUUGAGAGUUAA